CUGAAUAAAAGGGAAGGGGAUUGUGGGAAAAAAAAAGUAGGAAAGGCUCACUUCCGGAUUAGCUUCUCUUCCCCCUGCCGGAGACCAGCGGCAUCAAGGAGGGAGGAGGAAAAAGACGCAAGCCAGGAGAGAAAACGGACGGGAGGGGAAAAACAAAAAGGAAGCAGCGAGCCUCCGAGGGAGGACGUAACCCGCGGGAGAUGAGUGAGAGCCGUGUAAUUGGAUGAAGAAACUUUCCACUGAGCACCAGUAUGGACCUCCUGUUUUCUGGUGUCCUCCACAACCCUUAAUAUUCUGGUUUGCAGCUGAAUCUACCGGAUUCUGAACUGUGACGAGUACCGGUCUAUGACUGAUAGCAGGUGUUCUGUCUUGUGCCACAAUGAUGCCCGUGGAUGUGACCAAUCACAACGGCCCCGCCGCCACACCCCCCACCUCACUUAGCCUUCGCUCCUCUCACAACCAGCUGCUCACCAGCGAUGUCAUCAAACAGGGCUCUGCCACACCUCCCAAGUGUCGCAAAAAAUACGCGCUCACGAGUAUCCAGGCAGCCAUGGGCCUCGGAGAAGCAGCGCCUCCUUCAUCCUCUCCAUCCUCCUCUCCGUCGCCCACCAACACUAAACUAGCCAAGAACGGAGUUAACCAACUUCGAAAGGCUGGUCAGGACCAGAACAAAAACACAACCGGCUCUGACGGGAUGGAACUUGACUAUAACUCAGAAACUAUAGAAGAUGACUUCAAUGUCAAUACAGUGGAGGAACAGAAUAGUUGCACUCUAACAAAUAAUGACCGAGAGGAAGAUGAGUUUGACACGGAGGCUGAGCCUCAUAUACGUGCCAGCAGUGAUGCAGAGUCGGAGCAGAAUAAAGGGUUGGACUUGGACUGUGAUUCUAACACCACUGUUGAGGUGAAACAGAAUAACAACACACCAGAUCUGGAGCUUAACUUGAAUGGUGAUGCAGAAGAGAAUGACGACAUCAGCAUUCUGUCCGAGAAGGAGUUGAUGUCCAAGGUAAGGAUUGAAGAAGACGAGCUGGUGGAAGAUCAGGAAGAAGAUGAAGAGAGGAAGCCAUUGCUGGUGAUUGGAAGUGAACCGGCCGUGAAGAGCCUCAAAAGUUCCUCAGACUUCGAAAUCAUCUCUGACAUCCACUCCAACAUCAAACUCCUUCAGUCAAGCAAGAACUCUGUCGUGCCCCCUCCUCCCUCCCUGCGAAGACAAGCCAGUCCAGAAGACACUCCGUUGAUGUCAUUGGCCUCCUGCCCCUCCUCUUCCUCAUCUUCUCCAGAGACUAAAAAGGACAGAAGAACCGGGGCAAAGACAGACUGUGCUCUGAACCGCAUCCAGAAUCUGAACCCCAGUGACGAAGAGUUGAGCUGGACGACCCUGUCCCAGGAGAGCAACUCCCCUGAAGAGACAGAUAUUUGGAGCGAGCAGUCAUUCCAGACAGACCCCGACCUCCCUCCAGGAUGGAAGAAGAUCACAGACAUGGCUGGCAUCUACUACUGGCACAUUCCGACAGGUACCACCCAGUGGGAGCGGCCUGCUGCCCGUCCGCCUCAGCCCGGAGACGGCGAGUUCCCAACCUCUGAGGAUCAUUCAACUUCAACACCGCGUAAACACUCGCUGGGCUCCCUCAGUCCCUCGCCCACUCCUGACCAUGAGUCUUCCCAGGCUGAGAUCUUCUUCAGAGCGUCGACCCGUUCUGGCAGCACCACCUCUGACAGUUCUGUGGAGCCCCUCUCAGCUCAUGAGCAUAUCCUCCCCACAUGUGGAUUUGUCAACAGCUGCUACUUUCCUCGCUCCACCUCUCCACAGGGGACGUCCGAUCAAGAAAGUCGCUCUCAGCAUCAUGAGGACGAAGAUAAGAAACAGGUGUGGAGUGAAUUUGGCGGCAAAAUUGAUAGUGAAGUGUGGAAGGACCUUCAGGCUGCGACAGUGAACCCUGAUCCAAGUCUAAAGGAGUUUGAAGGAGCCACGCUUCGAUAUGCAUCGCUAAAGCUCAGGAGCUGUCCUGCUUUGGAAGAAAACGAGUCGACAAAUGUGAAGAAUGACUCUGAAGCAAAGUGCUUUGCGGUGCGCUCUUUGGGCUGGGUGGAGAUGGCCGAGGAGGACCUGGCUCCAGGAAAGAGCAGCGUCGCCGUCAACAACUGUAUCCGACAACUGUCGUACUGCAAGAACGACAUUAGAGACACUGUUGGCAUCUGGGGGGAGGGGAAGGACAUGUACCUGGUGCUGGAGAACAACAUGUUGAAUCUGGUUGACCCCAUGGACCACAGCGUGCUGCAUUCUCAGCCAAUAGCCAGUAUCCGGGUCUGGGGCGUUGGCCGGGACAAUGGCAGAGAGAGGGACUUUGCUUAUGUGGCGCGGGACAAAAACACCAGGAUCCUGAAAUGUCAUGUGUUCCGCUGUGACACCCCGGCCAAAGCCAUCGCCACCAGCCUGCACGAGAUCUGCUCCCGGAUAAUGACAGAGCGAAAGAAUGCCAAAGCCAUGGCAGGAGGCUCUCUUCAGGACAGGAUGCAGGCAGGACUGGACCUCCCCUUACAGGAGUUUCCCACGCCAAAGACGGAGCUGGUUCAGAAGUUUCAAGUACAUUACCUUGGAAUGAUGCCUGUGGCCAGACCCAUCGGCAUGGAUAUAUUGAACGGGGCCAUAGACAGUCUUAUUGGUUCCUCCACUAAAGAAGACUGGACUCCUGUGGCUCUUAACGUGGCAGACGCUACAGUCACCAUCAGCAAAGACGAGGAUGAAGAAGAGGUGUUGGUGGAGUGCCGAGUUCGCUUCCUGUCUUUCAUGGGCGUGGGUCGAGACAUCCACACGUUUGCCUUCAUCAUGGACGCCGGCGGCCAUCGCUAUGACUGUCACGUGUUCUGGUGUGAUCCAAACGCCGGCAGUGUGUCUGAGGCGGUGCAGGCGGCAUGCAUGCUGCGGUACCAAAAAUGUCUGGUGGCUCGCCCGCUGUCCCAGAAGGCGUGCGGCUCUUCGCCUCCCGGUGACUCUGUGUCCCGCCGCGUGUCCACCAGCGUAAAGCGCGGAGUCUUGUCGCUCAUCGACACGCUCAAACAGAAGAGACCUGUCACUGAACUGCCACAGUAACCACAGCAAAACAUCAAAAAAGGGACUAUCUACUUAUAAAUCUUAGUUACCAUGGUAACUCAUUGCAUCGCUGCUGAAAAGCCCAUCUCCAUAGAAGACCCAAGCAAUCGCAGGAACGGCAAAGCAUCACCGUUUGGGAAUGCUGUCCCAAUUUCCUCCGUUUUUGGGAGCAAAUAUAACAAUUCCUGAUAAAGGCGGGUCAAGUCGAUUUCCUCCAAAUAACCGAGGAAAUUCGGAUCCAUCUGCACGGGAAAGUGACGCUUACGAAGGGGAACUUGUACAUAGAAGUACUUUCAUCCGCAGAAACUCCACGUGGAACACACAGAAGCUCACUCCUGCCCGGACCGCGGAUGUCCCCACGCUCUCAGUGUAUUUACGUGUGUGUGCUGCCAGCAUGACCUUCCACCGCGGGCCGCAGCGCCUGCACCUCACCUGUCCUAUUAGUCUAGGCGCUUUGUCCAAGUCUGGUCCUCCUCUUCCUCAGUCAACAGAUAAACCCGACGAGAGAAAGGAGUAACCAAAGACUACCGUGUCUUGAUUUGAAGAGAAACAUUGAGUUUGAAGGAAGAAGCAAGCUGCUACGACGUUAAAAACACUUAAAAGCCAGUCUACACCUAGAAACUCCUGCAUGAACAGUUUUCUAUAAAUGUGAACCGUUCAAACGCCACCUCACUGCUGCUGCUUCACCGACUGGAGGCGAGGGCGAUAGGAAUGUUCAGCCCCACCUUCAGCCGUGGAUCAUAGGAGACGAGCGGUGACCUGUCACCUGAAGCUUUCUUCACAUCCCCACUUUCUCUGUUUGCUUAAAUCCUCUGUUCUCCUUUGUUGAUGGCCAUAAUAGAGGAAGAGAGACCGAGGGAGGGGGGCAAACCUCUGCUUCAAUCACAGGAGAUGUCGGCGUGCCGCUGCUCUUCGCAACACCCGCUGGAGGAAAUUUGACUUUCUCUCAAUCCCACCUCAGAACAGUCUUAGUAAUAAAAGGGGAUUGCCUGGAGGAGAAAUAAGAGCUGAGGAAUGUGUUUUAUACGAGUGUAUUGGUAUUUUUUUAUUUUUCUUUAUCUUACAAGGAGAGGAAAUUGUUUUACCAUUGGCCUCAGCUUGUUUUUGGAGAAGAAAGCAAAGAGUUGCAUGAACUCCAAAAGAUGGGAACUGUCCCGAGCUGCUCCACGUCUCCACUUGAAUCAGUUUCAUGUUUGUGUUCAUUAGUGCCAUGUGAUCGUUCGUCACUUAAAAUGCUUCCACACGGUUAUCCCAGUGUGUCACAUAUCAGACAUGAUGUAAUCUGUCCCAUCACAGCACUCAAGACUCUAAAUCUGUGGAUGGAUUAUGAACGGGCAAAUGUUUUAACAGAGAAAUAAAUCUGAAGAUUGCCUACUGUAAAA
Messenger RNA from Oryzias melastigma (Indian medaka), 4476 nucleotides. It is a transcript of the gene apbb2b, whose product is annotated as amyloid beta (A4) precursor protein-binding, family B, member 2b. The record is from RefSeq and is a predicted model, not a curated record. NCBI's taxonomy places the organism in Eukaryota, Metazoa, Chordata, Actinopteri, Beloniformes, Adrianichthyidae. Gene Ontology annotation, biological process: regulation of DNA-templated transcription. Gene Ontology annotation, molecular function: amyloid-beta binding; transcription factor binding. The coding region runs from base 380 to 3094 and encodes 904 amino acids. The transcript has 19 exons. Gene Ontology annotation, cellular component: cytoplasm; nucleus.